UCCCCAGCCAACUGCGCAUUUCAAAGGAACCUACCAUCGCCUCUGCUGGGAAACGAACGACGAAAGACAAGAGUCCAGCACGUUCACGGCCGGUGACAUAGGCAGCGAUACCGCGUCUCCCCAACUGCGCCAGCGAACGAACUGCACAACUCAUCGACCUCAGACCAGCCGUCCAACAUGUCGUCUCCGCAAACACCGCGGCACUCCCCGCACCCCUCCCUCGACUUCCACUCCGCCGCCUCCUACACCUCGUACUCUCCGCAACAGGACCGCCGUCAGUCCAAGGCCUCCUCGUACAACGACUCCUCCAUGGACCUGGGCAUUUCCGGCGGUGGCGCCGGGGCUGACGGAGGUGGCGGCCUGGGGAAUUUAGCUGACGAGCUGGCCGGCGCCUUCUCUGACGGCGAGGAUGACUACGACGGGUAUGACGACGGGGCAUACGACGGGGAGGAUCCGGGCGCGGACAACGAGGCAAGGACACCGGGGAUAAGCCUGGACGAAGCAACAGGGGAGAGAAACGAUGACGGGGUGAGGGAUAGUGGUGUGGAUAUCGAGAGUCCGUCAGCGGCGGGGAGGGGCCAUCGAAGUCAGGGGAGCCUAGGGUUGCCGUCCCAUGGGCGCGGUCACCGGCGGAAGGGCAGCGAGUAUGACGGGAGCGAGUACGGGAGCGAGUCCGAUCUGGAGUCUCCCGGCAUGCCGCCCAAGUUGGUCGAGAAGAUCGACGAGGUUGAGUCCUUGGCACGGAGGGGCGCAGAAAACAACGGCUCGCCCGCAGACGGCGCCUUCAAGCGGCUCACCGACAGCCUGAGGGAUCUCGGAUCGCAGGGUGGCAUCGAGGGAGGCGCGUCGAGAUUAAUAACCGCCCACUCCGCCCUCACAACCCACCUCUCGCACCAGACCCGCCAGCUGCACAACCUGACCUUCCCGCUCCUCUCCCCGCUCGUCGCACCUCCCGAACCGGAAACCAUCGACGCGCUGCUCCCGAUGCUGCUGACCCUGCCGGAGCUGAUGCCGCGGCCCUCGACGGCGGCGCUGCAGUCGCUGUCCUCGCUGCACGCGCUGACCGCCGACCUGGCGCACACGCUCAACUACCUGUCGGACACGCUGCACAUGGCGCGGCAGACGACGACGACGGCGGCGCGGCGGCUCAAGAGCGCGCGCGACCUGGUCGCCGAGCUGCGCCGCGACGAGGAGCUGCGCGACGAGGGCCGCCGCUGGCUCGACCGCGGCCGCUGGGGCGAGCGCCUCGCCCGCCGCGAGUGCGCCCUCGUCUGCGGCGACGUCGUCGGCGGCUUCGAGGCCGUCUGCGACUCCUGGCGCGAGCGCCUGCGCGCCCUCGCCGAGGAGUCCGCGCAUGCUUGAGGAGGGCAUGGAAACGUGAACUGGGAAGGGGGUUUGCGAAACUGGAGAAUUGGGGUUUCCCCUGACUGCUGGUGGGGAAAGGGGUGCCUGGUGGUGGGUGGAUUUAGUCGACACAACCUGACGGCGCCUUUUUUUUCUCCCCUUUGUCUUUUUGCGUUUCCGAUGACGAUGAUGUGUCGGUG
Molecule: messenger RNA, 1544 nt
Organism: Thermothielavioides terrestris NRRL 8126
Lineage: Eukaryota; Fungi; Ascomycota; Sordariomycetes; Sordariales; Chaetomiaceae
Exons: 2
Coding region: 178-1362 (394 amino acids)
Source: RefSeq, a predicted model, not a curated record